AUCUGCCUCAGCAGCACAGAUCAGUCCAGCCCCUCUCUCACUCUCUGUCUCUCUCUCUCUCUCGCUCUCUCUCUCAUAAGAGCAGCGCAUGCACAUACACUCGCGCACACACCCACCUACCACGCAGAGACACAACCUCAGGCACGCUCACACACACGCAGACACACACGCAGGCACAGAAGGGCACACCGAGCAACCUCAUCUACCAGCUCCAAGACACAGCCAGAGCCAGCUAAAAGACACAGCCCUGUAACAGCAGACCAGCAUGGAUUACCUGAAGAAGGGAUUCUCCAUGGCCAAGGAAGGCGCGGUGGCUGCAGCCGAGAAGACCAAGGCAGGGGUGGAGGGGGCAGCUGCCAAAACCAAGGAGGGGGUAAUGUAUGUGGGGAACAAGACAAAGGACGGAAUGGUAGCAGGUGUGAACACAGUGGCCCAGAGAACAACUGACCAAGCCAAUAUUGUCGGGGACGCAACGGUCGCCGGAGCCAAUGAGCUGUCUCAGCAAACAGUGGAAGGGAUGGAGAACGCAGCGGUGAACUCCGGAUUGGUGAACCAGAGUGACUUCUCUCAGGGAGCUGAGCAGGCAGGACAGUAGGAGUGUUGGUUCUGACAUCAGUGAUCUGCAGCAGCCUCCCUCAUCCUCUCUUCCGGGAGAGAAAUACCGUGUUAGAUGCUGCUCGUCCCGCGUCUCCCAUUGCCAACUCUUGUUUCUGGGGAGGACAACCAACCCCGGUGUGCCCCCCCCUCUGAUGCUUUCUUUGUGUGACUCGAUGGAAACUAAACAUUCUGAAAGAUCCUCCCCAUCCCACAACAUCCCUCACCAUACAAGCUACACAUUCCUGCCCCGUAUACCUUUACCGUCCAUGUCCCUCAACCCUGACUAUUACCCACCUUACCACUGUGACCCCCCCAUUCCCUUUGCCCACCACUCCAGGUCAUCCUACACGAUACCACACAUACACAUACACAAACAUACAGUUCACACAUGCAUACACACCAGGACAUUGAGAAAGACUUCGCAGAACAAUACUUUUAGUCCUCUCCGAGAGGGUUGGCAAUGUGAGACUUCCUGGUAGUGUGCACUCUGUCAGAUAAUGUAACACCGGUACUUAUACAGUAGAUGUACUUAUGUCAGUGUAUGCGUUGGUCAGGUUUGUUGAUGAAGAUGUGUUUUGAAGUGAGUUAAUUUAACCCCUUGUGUCUUAAUGCCUGACGCCCCAUCAUCCUUAUUGUGACAGAACAGAGGGUGACACUUUAUUUAGAUAGCCCGGAUUUUCCAUCUGUAGACGCUCUACAGAUGGCCAUGCGAUCAGCAAACUAUCUUGCUAAGGUUACUGCUAGGGUUUGGUUUAGAAAACGGGUUAGGGUCAGUAGAUAGUUAGUUGAAAUGUUACUGAUAGUCUAUAGAUGGUCCAUCUGUCGAUACUCUACAGACUAUCCAAAUAAAGCGUUGCCAAACAGGGUUCAGGGUCAGAGUGAAGGUGAAGUUAUGGAUUAACAGCUCCCCCAUCACAUGACCCAGGCCGUCUCGCACCUGCAAUGGGGCUGCAGUACAGACAGGCUACUCUGUAUCUCAUUAACAGAUACUGUCUGUGGUGUUUCCUGCUGUCUCUCUGCCCCGAACCCUGGGUCUGCUAUAUAGAGAAAUCAGAGAGAAAGGUGACGUUAGGAGUUUGCAACAGCCUUUAUCUUGUGUUUGACCAGUUGCAAUGAAAAAAUGAUAUGUAUGUAGGUGAUCAGACUAAAGAUAUAGUAUAAUGGCCCCACUUCCAGAUUCAGUAUGUAUGUGAUCAGACUAAAGAUAUAGUAUAAUGGCCCCACUUCCAGAUUCAGUAUGUAUGUGAUCAGACUAAAGAUAUAGUAUAAUGGCCCCACUUCCAGAUUCAGUAUGUAUGUGAUCAGACUAAAGAUAUAGUAUAAUGGUCCCACUUCCAGAUUCAGUAUGUACCUCAGAAGUAGGAUACGAGUAGUCGACAGGAGGUCAAAUACCUUGACAUCCCAUCUGGUCUUCGAGGAAUACAAUUUCUACACCCCCUCAUCAUGCUUUCACUCUGAUCCUUCAUUCAAGCGACGCCCUACGGUCACUCAACAGUGUACCCUGCCCCCUCCCCUGUCUGUCUGCUUUCGGUGACUUGAACAGCUCUUUUAAACCAUCACGGUGUUUGUCCUUUGAAGCCGUCUCAAACGAGACUGCGUGUUGCCUUACUAAAAUCCAGACACAUAGACUCAGACACACAUUCAUUGGUACUAAAAACACAACCUCACACAAAUUCAAAUUCACCUAUUACACACACGUAUCCAAGAAUUAGAGGUUACAUACACACUGACACACACAUUCAUCCAAAAAUACAAAAUAUAUAUGUUGGCAUCAAAGCAGACUGCUUCUUUUAUAAACAGUACAACUGAACUGAAAUAAAUACAAUUUUAUUUAAAUCCAAAAUGA
Oncorhynchus tshawytscha (Chinook salmon) is the source of this 2443-nucleotide messenger RNA. Its product is annotated as synuclein. Gene Ontology annotation, molecular function: cuprous ion binding. The coding region runs from base 266 to 595 and encodes 109 amino acids. The record is from RefSeq and is a predicted model, not a curated record. The transcript is spliced from 5 exons. Lineage: Eukaryota; Metazoa; Chordata; Actinopteri; Salmoniformes; Salmonidae. Gene Ontology annotation, cellular component: axon terminus; cytoplasm; neuronal cell body. Gene Ontology annotation, biological process: chemical synaptic transmission; synaptic vesicle endocytosis; synapse organization.